AGAACUUAAAUCAGACUUUGACAAAAAAGCACUAUAGAAAAACAACAAAAAGAUUAGUGCCUCUGCUUGGGGAAAAUGUGGCUAUUCUGCUUUGUCAACCAGUCAUCAUGUGUAUGCAGCCUUAACAAGGUCAAACUGAGCAAGAAACACCUUUCUGCAAAGGGAAUGUUUUUUGGACAAUAACAAGCUCAUGGUUUUCUGUCUGCUAGUUCUGCUUGUUCAUGCCGUGUCUUUUUCCUUUUUUUCCCCCCAGGAUUAUUAUCCGAGAGGAUUUAAACCUUGCUUUUAAAAAGCUUCUUGAAGAUGCCUGCUGCCUGUGAUUCAGUGCUUGAAGAUAUUGAAGAUAUUGUGUCAGCAGAAGAUUUGAAACCACAUGAUCGACAGUUUGUAAGAAAGAAUGUUUUUCCAAAAGUGCGAAAACGCAAUUCACAAAGAAAUAUUCAGACAGAUGAUGAUCCCCCAAGUGACAGCAUUAUUCCUGGUGUUCAGAAGAUCUGGAUUCGUACAUGGGGAUGUUCUCACAAUAAUUCAGAUGGUGAAUAUAUGGCUGGACAGCUGGCUGCAUAUGGAUACAAAAUUACAGACAAUUCUGCUGAAGCUGAUUUAUGGUUGCUGAACAGUUGUACAGUAAAAAAUCCUGCCGAGGACCACUUCAGAAAUUCAAUUAAGAAAGCCCAAGAAGGGAAGAAGAAAGUGGUUCUAGCAGGCUGUGUGCCACAAGCCCAACCUCGACAGGACUACCUGAAAGGCCUGAGUAUUAUAGGGGUUCAGCAGAUAGAUCGUGUAGUAGAAGUUGUGGAGGAAACUAUUAAAGGUCAUUCUGUGAGACUGUUGGGUCAGAAAAAAGAUAAUGGAAAACGUUUGGGGGGAGCACGACUGGAUUUGCCAAAGAUUAGGAAGAAUCCACUGAUAGAAAUAAUUUCCAUCAAUACAGGGUGUCUCAACGCAUGUACCUAUUGCAAAACUAAGCAUGCCAGAGGAGAUCUAGCAAGUUAUCCAAUUGAAGAACUAGUGAACCGAGCCAAACAGUCUUUUCAAGAGGGUGUUUGUGAGAUAUGGCUGACCAGUGAAGACACAGGGGCUUAUGGCAGAGACAUUGGCACAGAUCUCCCUACGCUUCUGUGGAAGCUGGUUGAAGCUAUUCCUGAGGGAGCUAUGCUGAGGCUUGGCAUGACAAACCCUCCCUAUAUUUUAGAGCAUCUGGAGGAAAUGGCGAAGAUUCUCAGUCAUCCAAGAGUAUAUGCUUUUCUGCACAUACCGGUCCAGUCUGCCUCCGACAGUGUGCUCAUGGACAUGAAAAGAGAAUACUGCGUGGCAGACUUCAAACAAGUGGUAGAUUUCCUUAAAAAAAAAGUGCCUGGAAUAACAAUUGCUACAGACAUCAUCUGUGGUUUUCCAGGAGAGACAGAUGAAGAUUUUCAAGAAACAGUGAAACUUGUUGAACAGUACAGAUUUCCAAGUUUGUUUAUUAAUCAAUUUUACCCACGUCCAGGAACCCCAGCUGCAAAAAUGCAUCAAGUUCCAGCUGCAGUGAAAAAACAGAGAACAAAGGAUCUGUCCCAGCUGUUUCAUUCGUACAAUCCAUAUGAUCAUAAGGUUGGUGAGAGGCAGAGAGUUCUGGUAACAGAAGAAUCUUUUGAUUCCAAUUACUAUGUUGCUCACAAUCCUUUCUAUGAGCAGGUUCUUGUGCCAAAGGAUCCUCUGUUAAUGGGUAAGAUGGUAGAAGUGAAUAUUUAUGAAGCUGGGAAACAUUUUAUGAAGGGGAAACCAGUGUCAGAUGCCAGAGUUUACACUGCAUCCAUCACCAGACCGUUAGGAAAAGGAGAAGUUUCUGGUUUAACGGAGGAGUUCAGACAUACACUGCAGAAUGGCACAAACUGGAAAGCACAGCCUUCUGCUGAGAUCCCAGUGAAAACACCUCUCAGCUCAUGGAUGGCUUUGCAGCUCCCAUGGCAACAAGAAGGCGGUGGACUGAAGAUACUGUCUGUCAGCCUGGCUCUGCUGGCACUUCUUGUUAUGUUUUACUACGGAGGAAUGAAAACAGAACUGUGAACUGAAUGAGGCUUUUAUGAAAACAAUAAAACUGCUGUUUAAAAUCUUCAAAGGAAACACUUCUUUGACCAACAUUU
Molecule: messenger RNA, 2129 nt
Organism: Athene cunicularia (burrowing owl)
Lineage: Eukaryota; Metazoa; Chordata; Aves; Strigiformes; Strigidae
Gene: CDKAL1
Product: CDK5 regulatory subunit associated protein 1 like 1
Exons: 15
Coding region: 304-2052 (582 amino acids)
Biological process (GO): tRNA methylthiolation
Cellular component (GO): endoplasmic reticulum
Molecular function (GO): tRNA (N(6)-L-threonylcarbamoyladenosine(37)-C(2))-methylthiotransferase activity; 4 iron, 4 sulfur cluster binding
Source: RefSeq, a predicted model, not a curated record